UCAGCGUCGAAAGCAUCACCGCCGUACGUUACUUCCGGGUUGCCUCGCCAUUUGCCAACCUCCCCGGUCUCAUCGACGCCGUGCUCAUUCCAGUCUUUUCUCCAGACCUUGAUUGGUCCGCUGUGCUUUCUACAGGCCUACCUGACUCUCCGCAGCCGGCCGGCGCAGUAUCCGCUGACGCUGAUCAUCAGCGUGCUGCACAUCUUCUCGUGCACGCUCUACUAUGCCACGACCUUUUUCGAGGGCCAUGGCCAGGCCCCGCACUGCAAGCCUGGCUGGCUGUACUUGGGCUUUUACUUUUUGUUCCUCAACGCCUUCUGGAUCCUGAUUCCGGCUUUCUUGAUCCGCCAAGAUGUCGGGCGGAUCAUGCGAGCGCUCCGGGCUGUUGAAUGAAGAAGCAGUCGAGUGCGCGGACACCCAUUCGCUGCGAUAGGAUCGGAUGGAGGCGUCCGACCCGACAAGGCGACCACUGUUCGCCAUCUGUGCGAUGGGUUGGUCUGUCGCCGACGCCAGAGACGGACGACAAGCGCUGGAUUCUGCCGACUCGGCAAUCGUAUGUCAGACCGGGCCGGUCCUGACAACCGCGAGCAAUCUCAACGGCAAUAGAUCCAAGUGCAUGCUCAUGCCGAGCUGGCGUGGCGAUCGGGGUUGGUGGGAGAAUCACUGUCGGAUACAACGAAAGCGACAUGUCUGCGAUGUCCAUGUCGUGGAUGUGAAACGGAUACAGGUGUAUAGAUGCGGGUGUGCUGGUCGGGCAUCAACCUCCGCAUGGAAUCGUGCGCCGCUGGGAACAGCCGGCCAUUCAUUCAUUCCAUAACUCCAACUCGACCACCCCAUGAUUCCAGCUCGACAGCCCAUGAUUCCAGCUCGAUAGCCCAUGAUUUCGACCCCGGUCGGUUUCGCCAUCGGCACCACCGGCGCAUCGGUCCAUUCGGCCGUUCGCUCUGCCC
Polychytrium aggregatum is the source of this 950-nucleotide messenger RNA. RefSeq lists its product as uncharacterized. The record is from RefSeq and is a predicted model, not a curated record. The coding region runs from base 440 to 817 and encodes 125 amino acids. Lineage: Eukaryota; Fungi; Chytridiomycota; Chytridiomycetes; Polychytriales. The transcript has a single exon.